Molecule: messenger RNA, 1914 nt
Organism: Paramecium sonneborni
Lineage: Eukaryota; Ciliophora; Oligohymenophorea; Peniculida; Parameciidae
Source: the annotation of a GenBank genome assembly
AUGCAACAAAAUGAAAUGAUUGAAUUAAGGAACCUCAGAAAUUUAAAAGAAGGUUAUAAUGAAUUGGAAUUAUCGCUGUUUAAUAUGCCUUAUAAUUCUUAAUAUAUUUUCUAUUUCAACCUUACUGAUAAUAGCAAACUUAGUUCUCAGCUACAAAGCAUAUAGAAAUUAAAAGCUGUAUGGGAAAAUAGUUUUUUAGGUGAAUUGGAAUUUUUAGUUGAGUAAAAUUAGAAAAAAGCAAUAAAUUUUUUUUAUUUUCAAAACCUUAUGUAGUAAAAUUAAGAAUUUAAUAUACAUGAAUUAGUAAAAGUGAGACUUUUUUUACUUAAACUAGCUCAAACUUACCACAUUUUUUAUUUUAAAGUAAUACUUCAUUAUAACUAAAAAAUGAUAGAAAAUCAUAAAUUAAUACAAGAGCACUUCUAUUUGUUAUUCGAGGGUUUCUUUACUGAAUUAUAUAGCUUCAUAUUAGUAAUAGAAUCUCAAAAUGAUAAAAUAGUAUGUUAUUUAGGAAAUAAAUUUUUUUUAGAGGAAAGUUAACCUUUAGAAAAGUAAUAAUAAUAAUAAUAAUAAUAAUAAUAAUAAUAAUAAUAAUAAAAAUAAUAAAAAUAAUAAUAUAGGUUUUCCUAAAACAAAAAUAAUUAUAAGUUAAGCUAAAUAUUAAACCAAAACUCACAAGAACAAGAUUUUAUACUUUUUGAAAGCUAUUCAGUAGAUAAAGAAUUUACUUACUAAUUAGAUUCAAAAUUACCAUAUUAAAUUUUUAUGUAUAAUGAAAAUUAUUCGGUGGGCUUUGAUUGUUUCAUGUACGUAUAAUAAGAAAUGAACGUAAUCUCUGAAAAAAUAGCUAAUAAUCUAAAAAUAUUUUAAGAAAAAAUUUAAUAUUUACUUGAUUUACCAGUUAAUUAAAAUAAUGAAGAACAUUAAGAUGAUAAUAUUGAAAAAUAUUUUGAUUACAUCUAUUCUCUCAUAAAUGAAUUCGAUAAAGUUAUAAAUUGUAGAAAUUUAUCUUUAACAAAUGUUAAUAAAUAGAUUGAAAAGAUUAUUAAAGAUUGGGAACCUAAAAUUUUGAAUAAAUUUCAAUCUAUAGCAUAGGCAUAAUAAAAUUUGAGAUAAUAUAUCAAUAAUGAAAAAAUUUUUGAUUAAUAAUUAAAUCUAACAGAAUUCGAUUUAGAAAUAUUAAAUUUUUUUUAAAAUUAUGGUACAGAUAUAUUUUAUCGUAAAACAGAAAUUAUGUAAUUGUAAAAUUAGUUGUGGGUGAAAUACUUUAAAAAACAUCUUCCUUAAAGUUUUCAAAUUUUUAAUAUAGAUCCAUUUUAGGAUAAUACUGAGGAUAAGCCUAAAGUUUGCUUGUUAGGUCUUACAAAAUCUGGUAAGAGUACAAUUUUGAGUAACUUAAUUAAUCCAAGAAAUAUGAAAAUAAUAUAAAGUUGUAAUGAAAGGAUAGUUUUCGAUGCAAUUGAGUAGCAACCUAAUCUGUAAAUUUCUGGAGCUUUAAAUAGUGAAACCGCAUCUGCAUUUUGUAUUGAAAUUGAUAAUUUUAUAUUUACUGACACACCUGGAUUUCUUGAUACAAAUAGUUAAAAAAGAUUCAAGAAUUAGAUAACUAUCUUUAAUUAAUUACAAAAAUCUCCAUAAAUUAUAUUUUUGAUCAUAAUAGAUGCCAAAGAGUGGACCAGAAUGAAAAAUGACAUUAUCGAAACAAUUAAACAUAUCAAUACAUUCUUUGGCAAAAAAUUAUAUAACUCUAAUUUACAGUAAUUUAUUUUACCUGUUUUUAAUAAAAUAAACAAACAUACCAUGGAGGAGAUUAAGAUUAAGUGGGAAAAUGAAUUUAUGAAAGACCUGGAUGAUAAUGAAAUCAGAUAAUUUUUUAAAAUAAUNCGUAUAAUAAGAAAUGAACGUAAUCUCUGA